CUAUGUGAGAGCUACAUUAUUCACUUCAUUCGACGAGUCCAUGAAACCACAAGAUGUCUACAUUUCAAAUUUACUAGCUUUGUGCGUAUCCAUCGACUUCAGCCAAUCCGAGGCUAGUGAAAUUGGGUUUUUUCUCCCCCACUGCGGAUGCGACCUCGUAUAAAUAGUGCGGACAACGGCCAGUGAAACGAACAACUCUUCCUUCUCAUCUCACUCUCACCAUGGCCUCUGAAUCACCCUUUGCUGUUGUCAUAUGCCAUGGCUCGUACCACACACCGGCACCUUAUCAGCCACUGCUCGAUGCCUUGGCCGCACGUGGAGUGGAGGCAUAUUGUCCCCAACGACCAACAUGCGACUUAAGCCGGCUUAAUGUGGGCGAUGUGAACAACCCCGACUUUGAUCGCGAACCUCCUGUAGGAGGCUAUCCAACUGCAGCGGAUGACGCCGCUUCGGUAGGGGAACUUCUAGAUCGACUGAUCGUAGAGGGGAAGUCUAUACUCUUAGUGGGACACUCCUCAGGUGGAUGGGUUGCCGCCGAGGCAGCGCAGAGGGAACGGCAUGCAAAGACCCGGACAUCGAACGGGGAGACUGGAGGAAUUAUCGGUCUCUUUUUCAUUGGUGCCUUAGUCACCCCUAUCGGCGAGUCUGUGAGCAGCUUCUUCCAGCCCAGGGAUGGCAAUGUCGUCGUCCCUCCGUUCAUGCGAUUUCAUAAAAACGGCCUUGGGGUAAUGGUCGAUCUGGCCAAGUAUCUGUUCAGUGAUGCUGGCGAAGGAGCGGCAAGAGAGUGGGCGCAGUGUAUGACAGCGGCGCCUAACAUGACUAGCCCUCUCACUCAUGAUCCAUACGACUUGCCAUGCGCUUAUGUGAUACUCGAUAGGGACAUGUGUCUGCCCAAAGAGGUCCAGCAGAGCAUGAUUGACUUGCAAAAUAAGAAGAAUCCCCGUCCGUUUACGGUUUAUCAUGCUCCAUGCGGUCACUCCCCGCACAUUACUUGGACAGAGGGCUUAGCCCAGGUGAUCGAAAAAUUCUGUUCGGGAAUCUUACAGUGACUGAGUUGGUUAUCACGUCCCAAGAGCUCCAUUAGACUACAUCAGGUUUUCUAGCUUCGUAUUGGCAUAGAUAAAAAUUAGAUUACGUGUUAAAAUAAUUCUGAGUAGCUAUUAGCGCCAAUAUAAAGAAGCCUUUCUGUAUUGAUCACUUGAACUAGACUUACAGGUCUAUGGAGGUCAGAUUGCCGCACGCAGUUUCGCAGGCUCAAUAUCGAGAGAAAUAAUGAUACUGCUAAAAGGUGGCGCAGAGUGCGAAUGAUAAAC
This is a messenger RNA of Aspergillus alliaceus, 1313 nucleotides long. Its product is annotated as alpha/beta hydrolase. NCBI's taxonomy places the organism in Eukaryota, Fungi, Ascomycota, Eurotiomycetes, Eurotiales, Aspergillaceae. The coding region runs from base 222 to 1049 and encodes 275 amino acids. The transcript is spliced from 2 exons. The record is from RefSeq and is a predicted model, not a curated record.